UGCAAGAGCAGCAGACAGACAGACAGCAGGGUUUAGUAGAAAUUAAUAAUAUAGUUCAUCAAUGAGAAUGAACUCAAGCAACCAGCUGAGAAUCUGAGUUCCGAGGCUCUGUUAACGUAAAUUCUUAAAGAUUUACGUAGCCAGAGUGUACGUUAUGUCUGAAAGGCUAUAAUAUUUGAUGAGAGAAAGCCAUACAAGUGAAAAUUUACAAUUUUCUAUCAAAAUUAAUCACCUAUAACACUGCAAACGUUGGAAACGAACAGUUGGUUGAAACGGCUACUGAUUAUUUACUUUCAGCGGGCGUACGAUAUAGAGGUUUAGCCAUAUUUAUCAACCACGACUUAAAUCUCUCUCCCCUCAGCAGAGAGACAAAACAGCCUCAGCCCGAUGAUGACAACAUGGAAUAAACAUGGCCCACAAGAAGAGCCUUUUUAUUGAAGCUCUAGAUAGAUCAGAGGCCAGGAGAGAUGGAGGGUUCAAGCAGAGCUGGAGCUUUUCUUUCUCCGAUGACAGUGAAGAGGAGAGGAGAAAUGACACAUCCCUGGUGACCAUGGAUCAAGUGGGUGGUUGGCAGGAACUUUCCCCUGAAGGGAUGAAGCAGGCUCCCCCACUGAGGCACUUUGGCCCUAUGGAGCCUGUGAAGACUUAUGAAAGACGGCCAAAUCAUUUCAAGUCCCUCAACAGAAUGGGAACAGGCAAGCCCAGUGAAGCACCACACCCAAUGGCAAUCUCCCCACUACCCAACAGAACCAAUUAUUUAAUUGUGAGUCCAGCGCCCUCUCAAGGAGUGGUAGUUCAAGGGAGACUGUUUCAGCACACUCAUCUCCCCAGUCCUGUUAGGAAGCCAGUCCAAAGCAAUCUUGACUUGAAAGAAAGACCUGACUUCACCACCCAGCCAAUCCAAAGAGUAGAACUAGACAACAUUAUUCUCACCUGCCCAGAAAUAUCAGACUCAGAGAAUCUGAACAUAAAAAGGUGUGUCCAGCAGAAACGGCGGUCAAUGUUUGAGGGCAUGGGCACGGUUCCUUCUUCCGGCACAGCAGUGGAGCCUCUGCAGCCAGAUGAGUACUUCACUGUGUGUGGAAACUGUGGCCAGCAAAGUGAAGACCACAUCAAGUGCGAUAACUGUGGGAACUCCCUACCUGCAGAGAACCACCUCCUUCCCACCGUCCCAUCAUCCCCUGCUCCUCGACCCCCCAUCCGCUCCCAGAACUCUCCUGGCCCUACCAACAUGCAGCUCAGCAAGAACUUCUACGGCCCCGCCUCUGGGGCGCGCUCUCCCCAGGUGGACAUUGUUAUGAACCCGCCCGCACGGAUCACACGGGGAAGCCUGCUGCUCCCACACAACGGCAGGCCCUCUGCCACUUCGGCGGGGAACUCUGGGUCAUAUGUAGCCAAGCUAACCAAGGGCAAGAGACAGCCUCUCGCCAAACAGCAUGAACUCAAUGACCCCAUCGUGUUGUCCAGUGAUGAAGAUGAGGAGGCAGACAAUGCCAGCACAGGCAGUGUCAGUCGUCUGGACAGCGUUUCUCCGAGGCCAGCUGACUCGGCCCACUCAUCUCCGGCGCCCUCUGGUGGUAGGGUGGAAGCAGCAGUUAAAGGUGUGGUAGAACAUGAAGAGCAUGCGUGUGAAUUUUUCACAGACAUGGACCACAGGAACAUGGCACCCAGGAGGAACCGCAUGAAAGAUCCAUUUGGGAAUGCCUUGUGUGAGGACCCAUCUCCAUCUAAGAAGCGUAAGGUGGGCCAACCGCAGAAACUGGAGAGCAUUAUUCUGGACUGCAGGAGUGUAAGGAUAGGAAGUCUGCGCAGGAUGGUUACCAAGCCAGUCAUUUUCACAGUCGAAUACAUACAGCUCGAGACGGAAAGUCAAGAGGUGGACGUUCUGGAGAAAGUGCGUCUGAGGUCAUCCGAGCUGACGAAGUGCGAGUGGUGCAGUGUGAGGAAACUGCCUGUACUCUUCUUCCAGACCAGCGACAGCGAGUGCCAGCGCCUACGCACCCAGCUCCAGAUGACACAGGAGAGUGGUGGCCUGUGGUACGACUGCAACGGCAGCAAUGUGGAUGAGAAAUACAUAGUGUUGAUUUUUGAAAACGGCCUGUCAAUGCAGGAGCAGAUGAUUUUGGAAGACAUUUUGGUGGAGAUUGGCCGAAACAAUAACCUUUCGGGCUUUCCUGCCAGGCUGCCCUUCGAUGAGGCCAACAUUAGACUGGUUCAGUAUAACAAAGCAUCAAAAGAAAAGGAGAAAGCAAAAGCACAGAAAGCCAAAACUGUUUUGCCUUCAACAACGACAUCAACAACAGCCGCAACGACAGUAACCGCCUCAGUCACCACAGCCACAGCAACAGUUACUGCAGUAACGGCAAACGCGGUAACGCCGACUCCCACUGCUUCAACAGAGACGGCGGUCAGGACGCGAAUGUCUGCUCAGCUCCAUGCUUUCUACGAUGAAGACGAGGAUGAAGAUAUGGCAGAACUGCAUCCUACUUUUACAGGCCCUGUCAUCAAAUUAAUGAUGUAUCCCCCUCCACCCGCUAAAGGUGGAAUCUCUGUGACAAAUGAAGACCUUCACUGUUUAAAUGACGGAGAGUUCCUGAACGACGUAAUCAUCGACUUUUACUUAAAGUAUUUGUUUAUAGAGAAGUUGAAAAAGGAAGAUGCCCACAAAAGCCAUGUUUUCAGCUCCUUCUUCUACAAGAGACUCAAUCAGAGAGAGAGAAGAAAUGCACAAGACACAACCAACCUACCGAUACAGAAGAGGAAGCACAACCGCGUUAAAACGUGGACGCGGCACGUGGAUCUAUUUCAGAAGGACUUUAUCUUCGUCCCCAUCAAUGAGUCAGCCCACUGGUAUCUUGCAGUGAUCUGCUUCCCAGGUCUAGAGAGGGUUCAAGUGGAGCCCAACCCUCUGUACCAGGCUCAGCCCCCAUCCCAGCCCCGGGGAAAUGCCCCACCCUCAGCCCAGCUCGGGAGUUCUGUCAUGAGGGAUGGAGGCCUAGAGGAACCCUCUCCACAUACGGAACCAAUUUCCUUCAAUCAGUUUGAGGUUAAUGCAGAAGAAGCUCUUUGUGAACAGCCUGCAAGCAUGCCUCCCUGUGCCCACAAACCAGAGCACUCCUGCGCCCACGGGAUGAACGGACAGGUCAAAGUGCAGCCACAUUACACGGAUGCUUUGCACAGAAUCAGUGUGUGUUAUAGCACCGAUGACACUGGCACCUUCUCUGAUGACCAAAGCUCAUGUCAUGAUGAGUGCAGUGAGGAUGGAACACUGGCAGAUGACACUGGAGCCUCAGAGAGCAUGGAGUGGACUUCCAGACCCACCAUCUGCAAACAACCCUGUAUUCUCAUCAUGGACUCCUUGCGUGGCCCUGCAAGAUCAACUGUGGUGAAAACAUUGCGAGAGUAUCUGGAGGUGGAGUGGGAGGUGAAGAAGGGCUCUCGGAGGAGUUUUGGGAAGGAUGUGAUGAAGGGCUCCAGCCCACGUGUGCCUCAGCAGGACAACUUCAGCGACUGUGGCGUCUAUGUCCUGCAGUAUGUGGAGAGCUUCUUCGAGAAUCCUAUACCAAGUUUUCAUCUCCCCAUGACCUUAUUGGACUGGUUCCCCCAGCAACGGAUGAAAACUAAACGUGACGAGAUCAAGGAGCUCAUUCUGAAGAUUCAGUCUGAACAGCAAUCGGACAGGGAAAACUCUGGGCAGGCGGAGCCUUGUGACAGCCCCUGCGAAGACCUGGACGUUGGAGACGCCUUAGAGUCAGCUGAUCUAAUUCCACCAAUCAGCUCUUGAGCUCCACCUCAUGCUGCUAUGCUCUUACUAUGAUGUGGUCCUGCUGGCCCGGCCUCGCGCAAAGCCGGCGGCCAGCCGGGGCCCUCUGUGAUUGUACGCUGCUGGACGACUCCGCCGUUAAUUCUUCUGAAAACUGUUUCCGUUCCUCCCUCAUUAACAAAAGAGCAAGAACACUUUUUAAUUUGUAUUAAAUAAAAUGUACAUGUACAUACGCUGGAAGGGUUUUUUUGUUUGUUUGUUUUGUUUUCUUUAGCUUUCUUUUUGGGGGUUUUGUUGCCGCCUUUGUGGAACUGACGUCUCAUCAUCUCACGUCUCACUCUUGCGCCAUCAGUGGGGUUAAAAAGUAUUCGUUAAUGUGAUGACUUCAUGAGGGGCACAGAUGGCCUUGGUCACUCCGUAAGCCUGCAGGAUUAGCUACAGUACUGUUUAAUGUCCUGUUCGGUUUGUACUUCAACUCAUGCUUCUGACUGUAUAGAACAGUUUGCUGUUGUUUGUAGACUAAAUAUCCAACACAAUCUGGAAUUAUUAUUAUUAUUAUUAUUAUUAUUAUUAUUAUUUUAUUUUUUUAUAAACAUCUAAUUCCUCAUGGCAUAACACAGUUGCUAGUCAGUGCCUGUCGAAGCUUUAUACGAUGUGACCACACGUAGGUGGACUUCAUUUUCAAUAUUAAACUAUUUGAGAUGCAAGAGUGCA
Messenger RNA from Colossoma macropomum (tambaqui), 4477 nucleotides. It is a transcript of the gene senp6a, whose product is annotated as SUMO specific peptidase 6a. The record is from RefSeq and is a predicted model, not a curated record. Gene Ontology annotation, biological process: regulation of spindle assembly; protein desumoylation; regulation of kinetochore assembly. The transcript is spliced from 25 exons. Bases 410 to 3784 code for a protein of 1124 amino acids. Lineage: Eukaryota; Metazoa; Chordata; Actinopteri; Characiformes; Serrasalmidae. Gene Ontology annotation, molecular function: SUMO-specific endopeptidase activity. Gene Ontology annotation, cellular component: cytoplasm; nucleus.